Molecule: messenger RNA, 2468 nt
Organism: Gadus chalcogrammus (walleye pollock)
Lineage: Eukaryota; Metazoa; Chordata; Actinopteri; Gadiformes; Gadidae
Product: transcription factor IIIB 50 kDa subunit-like
Exons: 4
Coding region: 122-1252 (376 amino acids)
Biological process (GO): transcription preinitiation complex assembly; transcription initiation at RNA polymerase II promoter
Cellular component (GO): nucleus; transcription preinitiation complex
Molecular function (GO): TBP-class protein binding; RNA polymerase II general transcription initiation factor activity
Source: RefSeq, a predicted model, not a curated record
UUAAAGGGACGUCAGAGGAGAUAUUUGUUUACCCCCUCUUUUUCCAUGUGGCGUUUUCGUCAACACGUUGCACGAACAACUUUGUAGAACUUGGUAGUCAGAAGUUGGUAGUAAGUGAGACAUGCUCCGCGCAGCUCGGUCGUGCCCACAGUGCGGCUCGUCAAGUGUCGUUCAGGAUGAUCUCUACGCGGAGUCCCAACUCGUCUGUCAGGACUGUGGCUCUGUGGUGUCCGAAGGACUUCUCGUCACGGACACGGGCGCGGGAACAGAAGAUGUUCGAUAUAGUCACAGCACAGCUCAGUCAAAGGUGCCCUGCAGAAAUCUGAUAAAGGGACUGCAGCGUGUGCGAGCGUUGUGCCGCAUCCUACGGCUCAGCUACGAUGUGGAGGAACUGGCGGAGGUUUACUUCAGGCAGGCGUACACCCACGCCAGCUUCAUCCACGUCACGCUCGCCAAGAAGGAGGCGCUGGUGGGCUGCUGCGUGCUGGUGAGCUGCCGCCUGUGCAACUGGCCCCUCGCCCUGGGCACCAUCAGCGGCCUGGUGGAGACGGACCCCGCGCUGGUGGGAGGGGUCUUCAAGCAGCUGGAGAAGGUCCUGGACGUGGAGGUCCCCAAGAGCAGCAUCACCUACGUGCUGGAGGCCCACUCCCGGGAGUACAAACUGAGCAGCGCUCACGUCCCGGAGGAGCUGGCCGAGACCUCGGCGGACCUGGCCAAGCGCGCCGUGGCGCUGGUGGAGCUGGCCACGGACAGCUGGAUCGUCACGGGCCGCCACCCGGUCCCCAUCAUGAUGGCGGCCAUCUUCCUCAGCUGGCAGUCGCUGAGGCCCACCAAGACGCGCCUGCGCUACUCCCUGAACAAGUUCUGCCGGCUGUCGCACAUGCCCCUGAACAAGACGGCGGCACAGCGAGUGGGGGAGAUGAGGGAGGUGCUGUGCCGGCUGGGCCAGGAGAUCCCCUGGCUGAGCGGGGGGGCCCCGGACGACGUGGCUCUGCACGUGGAGGACAUCCUGCAGCACCGCCACGCCCUGCUGAGGGAGGCCCUGCGCACCCACGAGGCAAGCCAGAGGGCCGAGGAGGAGGAGAGCCAGGGGGCUGAAGAAGAGGAGGGGGAGAGCCGGGGGACUGAAGGGAGAGCCAGGGGACUGAAGGGGAGAGCCAGGGGACUGAAGGGGAGAGCCCGGGGGCCCAAGAGGACAGACGGGGGACCCAGGAGGAGACCCAGGGGAAUGGAAUCCAGCCCAGCACCGUAGACCCCCCACCACGAGCCCCCGGCCAUCAGCCCGACGGGACGGAUUCACCGCCGGAGCCGUGCACGCUGAAGGCCGUAAAUGGAGAUCCUGAGGAGGGCGGCGAAACGCAAGGUACCCAGGAGCAACGGCCGGCGGUCCACUGGGGCAAGAGGGCGAUGUUCGCCCCGCCCUGCGCCCGCCACGCCAAGGUCUGUAGGACGGAUGCUUCGCGGUGGGCCGAAGUGAACGGAGACGAGGAGAUUUCCGACAGCGAGAUCGACUCGUACAUACGCAGGCCUCAGGAAGUGAGGGACUACCUGCAGACGCAGCAACAGCUCCUCGCCGCCACCGAGGACCAAGAAUGUUCCGGAAAGAAGUGAAGGAUGUUCCUGGGCAUGUUCAGUGCACUUUAAUUUGAUUAUUUUUUGCCUACACUGAUGGAAAUACUGUAUAUUAAUAACUUUUCUUCAGUUUGAACAUUUGCUGGAUUUUGUUUGAAUUGUGCGCAAUUGCCACUAAAGUGAGUUUCUGUUUUUCUACAAUUACCUUAAAAUAAAUAACUUUUUUUCAUUGAUGGUACCACAAAGAUUUCCAUGUGUUUCCAAGGUUUGAGCAGUGUUUUGUGCUUUGGGCAGCAUGUUGAACCUAAUAUUGCUGUGACAUUAUAUUUUGUAGUCCAGGGGUGUUACAAACAGGUGAUCAGAGGGUGCUGGUAGCCAUGCUGUACUGUGAACAGUUUGACAACAUCCAUUAUACACUAGAAAGCAGCUCAGCGAAAGGGAAUAUGACCUUGUGGGUAGUGGUGCCGAGAUGAUGCCUCAUGAUGCCGAAACGUCAAAGCCUCGCAGCCAGAUGAACCACCGAAGUGGUUCGACCUCGAAGCUUUAAAUGAGUACGCUAGGGACACCUAGUGGUGAAUGAAAUUAUGAUGAAAGAACGCCCAGCCCAAAAUGUGAUGUUUGCUUCGUACAAAAUCAAAACAUUGGAAUUAAAGUCAUUUCAGUGAUACGUGUGAGGGUGCCGUUCAUAAAUAUCUCCCGAGCUCAAGGUAGAAAAAUAAAUCAUUUGACAAAGAAUUAAAGUAGGCAUCCCGGGCAAAAUAGGUCUUAUCAACUACAGUAGCCUAAUAAUUGUAAUAAUACAACUGCAUGAUGACAGUGAUUAAUUCAAUUGCCAUUAAAGUGAUCUUGGAACUGGGUUGUGUUAUUUUUGUAAAUGAUGUGGCAAUUGUGAACCC